AUGUCUACGUCUAGGACGCGGCUGUUCGCUCAUAGAAACGUUCCUUCUGCAGCGGCAUUUCUACAAAGUGCAGGAGGAGUUGCUGUCGGUCCUAUCUUGAAUGCUUCCAAGCUGAAGGCUUUGCUUCUUGCUGACGGUAACUCCGCUCGGAAAUGGAAAGCCUUAGAUCUUUCCAGCAGCAACAUCAGGAAGAUAGAGCUUUCCCUGGGAGAAGUUGCGGCUCUAGACUUCGAAUGCCUGACCCACCUUGACUUGGAUGGAAACCUGCUAGUCUUGCUAGAUGGCCAUUCGUUACCUUUUCCUCAUCUACAAACGCUGCGGGCCAGCAACUGCCGCAUCAACACCAUCACAAACUUUGGCUCCCACUUUCGACUUCGCCAGCUGGACCUUAGUGGUAACCAGCUAACAAGCAUAAUAAAUCUAUCCAAUACCCCUUUGCGUUUCACACUUCGCGAGCUAAAUUUGGCUAGGAAUCAAAUAAGCGAUUUCAAAGGUCUUGCUGCUUUGAGCACAUUCAAAUCCCUCGAGGUCUUGGACUUAAGGCAAAACCCCAUAUGCAAUUUCGGCAACGUUGCUGAAGGGUUUGCGUUGAUUUGCUGCACAACUCUUCGUCAGCUUAACGGUCACACAGUUUCACCAGGAGUGAGGGAGGCAGUAGAUACCUGGGCGCGGGACGAAGCGUGUGGCCGCGCCACCGUGGCAGCUGUGGAGGCUUUCCGGGAAACCCUUCAACAUCCCGACGGUCCUUCGCUGCUUUGCUCAACGAGUCACCCGUCGAUGGUGGGACGCUUCAACAGAAUGCGAAGUGUCAGGGCCGGCCCCGAGUUGCCAUACACCAGCACAGCCGAUGCCUCCGUGAAUUCCGAUGCCAAUGGCUCCGAUUCCGUAUAUACGAAGGGGCAAACAGUGGAGGAAGAGGCCUGUCGGCAAGUUGUGCAACCCAAUCCGAAGACGGUACAGAGAAGGGCCAAGCGUGCACUGUCGGAGACAACGAACAGCGAAUCACAGAGUGCUAUCGCUGUGGCUCACCGGAAACUCGAGACAGCGCUGCUUUGUUACUGGAGCGCAUGA
This is a messenger RNA of Eimeria mitis, 1071 nucleotides long. Its product is annotated as leucine rich repeat protein, putative. The record is from RefSeq and is a predicted model, not a curated record. The transcript is spliced from 7 exons. Gene Ontology annotation, molecular function: protein binding. The coding region runs from base 1 to 1071 and encodes 356 amino acids. NCBI's taxonomy places the organism in Eukaryota, Apicomplexa, Conoidasida, Eucoccidiorida, Eimeriidae.